AUGGUCAGCCAGGUGGAGUGUGGCAGCUUUGGCCUCCUGAUCCUCACCUUUUUCCUGAGUUUUGUGUUCCUCUAUUUCUGGAGUGAAGCCCAGAACGACUACAAUGACUUUGACUGGUUUAACUUUGGGAAUCUUGGGUUCUGGUUCCCCUGGUCUCUGGUCCUGCUGAUUGUUGCUGCGGCUCUCUUCACAUACAUCGCUCUGCUAUUGGUGCUGGCGGUGUGUUUGCUUUCUGAGGGCCAGAGGUUGUACCUUCACUGGAGCCACAAGUCUGGUAUUGUGGUGACGCUGGGUUCUCCGUCACAGCCACCGCCAUCCUCUCUGACCUCUGGAGCAAAGAAUGGAAGACUCUCCUCCUCUCUCUGCAGGUGA
Molecule: messenger RNA, 372 nt
Organism: Maylandia zebra (zebra mbuna)
Lineage: Eukaryota; Metazoa; Chordata; Actinopteri; Cichliformes; Cichlidae
Source: RefSeq, a predicted model, not a curated record